Messenger RNA from Westerdykella ornata, 1083 nucleotides. RefSeq lists its product as uncharacterized. The record is from RefSeq and is a predicted model, not a curated record. The transcript has 4 exons. NCBI's taxonomy places the organism in Eukaryota, Fungi, Ascomycota, Dothideomycetes, Pleosporales, Sporormiaceae. Bases 1 to 1083 code for a protein of 360 amino acids.
AUGGUUCAACAACACGGGUAUCCUGAUGAGGAUCGAGGGCCACGACUGGCUGCGGCCUACAUUGCUGGAUGCGCCAUUUCCUUUGUGUUUGUCGCCAUGAGAUUGACGGCCAGGUAUAGCAUUGCCGGCGUGGGCAUAGACGACUGGUGUAUGCUCGCAAGUUGGAUCGUUUUUAUACCUCUCACAGUCUUGGUGAGCAUGUUCUCCCUCACUGGCGGCACCAGACAUCUCGCGUACCUCUCCAACGACCAAGCGCGCACCAACUAUAUCCUAGAACUGAACUGGAUCGCCCAACCCUUCGCCAUUCUCUGUCUCGGCUUGAGCAAAAUCGCCGUCGGUUUCCUUAUCAUUCGUCUACUCAAUCGCUCGUCCGUCUGGCGCCGCUGGAGCCUUUACUUUUUCAGCGCCUUGACUGCCAUCAACACCAUCCUUAUGAUAAUCUUUACCUUUGUACAAUGCAAGAAUCCCGCCGCUUUGUGGGAUUCGGAAAUCAAGAAGACUACCGAAUGCUGGGACCCGAAGAUCCAGAGUAGCUUUUCCAUCUAUGGGGCCAGCAUGCAUGCUGUUGUGGACUUCUUCCUGGCGCUGGUGCCCGUCACGCUUGUGUGGCGGUUGAAGACGGAUCUCAGGAAGAGGGUGGCUCUUUGCGCUCUGCUGGGUUGUGGUUGCUUGACGGGAAUAUCCGCAGCUAUCAAGACGACGAAGCUUAACGGCUUAAACGCCCGGUCAGACUUCACCUGGGAAACCUUCUCCCUCUUCCUGUGGACUGGCAUCGAAAUCAUUCUCUCCAUCGUCUGCGGCUCCAUCCCCGCCCUCAAGCCCAUCUACGGCCUCUGCAUGGGCCGCCGCCCCUCCACCCACCCCUCCGGCCAACGCUACACCCACGGCACACCCAAAAGCGACAAAAAAUACCGCCCCCAAGGAGCGUACGUGAGACAAAACGACGACGUAGCGCUCGCGCUUGCGCCGAAUACGACGGCUUCGUCGACGGUGGUGAUUGGAGGCCCCGCGGCGGAGGAUUUCGAGAUGGGGUAUGAGGUCAAGGAGCAGAUAGUGAGAUCGGCGUCUGGAAGAAGGCUUUGA